Messenger RNA from Struthio camelus australis, 6832 nucleotides. The record is from RefSeq and is a predicted model, not a curated record. NCBI's taxonomy places the organism in Eukaryota, Metazoa, Chordata, Aves, Struthioniformes, Struthionidae.
GAAUCUUUGCGAGUGCCAACUGCUUUACAGGGGCGUUCGUGUAGUCUGCUUUUGUUUUUAUCCCUGAAGGGUUAGAUCUUUUGACUUUGUGUUACUCGUCCUAAGUUGAUUGUUAAUCUUCCCAAAGAUGAAGAGGAAAGUUACAAGAGCUGGGAAAUUGAGACUUAGUCCUAAUGAGGAAACCAUGCUUUUAAAAGAAGAAUAUGAAAGAAGAAGAAAGCUGAGACUACAGCAGGUUAGGGAGCAAGAGAAGUACAUCGCAUUGCAGAUAAGACAGGAAGUAAAGCAGAGGAAAGAAGAGCAACUACGUCAGUUAGAGAAGAUGUUGAGAGCUGAGUGGCAGAAAGCCCAAGAUCAAAAGAUUAAGGCCUUAGAAAAACUGUAUUUAUCAAGCUUAAGAGCUGUUGGUGAAGGACACAGACAAGCCAAGGAAAAUGAACCUGAUUUAGAAGCUCUGGCCAAGCAAGCAGAGGAAAGGAAACAAGUUGCUGAGAAGAGACAUAGAAAAGCCCUGAAAGAGCUGAAGUACCAAAAAGAAAAUUUACUUCGUGAGCAAGCCCGGCGAAUAGAUGCACGUAAACAUGCUCUGGAGGUGGAAAGAGAAAGAGCUGCCAGAGUUGCAAGCCUACCGCCUCCUCCACCACAUCCUUUUGAGAAUUUUGAAGUGCGGAAGAUUCCUGCAGUGAAGGUUUAUAGUGCUGACAACUUUUACGAUACUCAUUAUCAUCUUUCAGAGCCUUAUGUGGACAGAGAAAUGGACCGAGAGCAGCCAGAUGCUCGGUUAGUUGCUGAAGAGGAAGUGAAGCGUCUGGAGGAACUACACAGAGAGGAGGAGAGGGAUAGAAGAGAGCAGCUUGAAAAGGCACAUCUGAGAGGAAAUCAUGCCUUGAAGAAGGUCCGUUUGGCUCAGGACAGGGAAAGGCUAUUGAGAGAACUUGAACAAAUGCAGACUAUGGAUCGCAUGCGCAGGAGACGGGUUGUAGCACAGAUGCCACCUCAACUGUUUGUACCUGCAUACAAACGACUGGAAAUAAAAGACGACUGGCAGAAGGAAUUGGAGUUUGCUUUUGAAGACAUGUACAAUGAAGACAGGAAAAUGAAAGGAGACCUGAUUUUGCAGUUUGAGCCACAACCUUUACCAGCCCCUUCUGACAGAGCUCAAGAUAAUGAACUUGAUAUCACUUUGGAGCAAGAAUCUGCUUGUGAUGCUCGACAAGAAUUGAAAGAGGUGAUAGAAGCGGAAGUUCCUGAGGAAUCAGAAAAUCAUGGAGAAGGAAGAAUUCACCAACCUCAGUCCAAACUUGCCUUAAAUAAGUUGUUGAACAAGAUUAGAAGCCAAAAAGAAGAAUGGACAUCAAAAAGUGAGAGAGCGAGUCAAAGUGAAUUGGAGACUAUUGAAUCAGGCACAAUUGCUAGUGAAGAGAGACGAUUAUGUGAUUUAGAACUUAACCAUGAACAAUGUAAAAAUUCGGUAUCUGAAACCAAAGACCCCGUGGAAAUGUUGGAAGAUACAGUUGUAGCUGAAAAAUCAGUUCUAAUUCAUCCUCAGGAGCAAGCAGCUAAAAUUAGAAUGGAAGAGGAAAGACAAAAAUGGAAUGAACAAAUAGAGCAACAGAAACAGGAACAGCUGGCUUUACUUAAACAAAUUGAAGAAAAGAGAGCAUGUCUGGAGGCUGAUUUUCUCAAGAUCCAAAUGCAAAGCUGUUUGGAGGAGGUUAAGAAAAAAGAAAAAGAGGAGAAAGCUGAACUGGUACAAAGCAGCAUCAGUCCUUUCACAGACGAACAGAAGGAGGGGGAACAUGAGACUGGAACUACUGAGGUGCCAAGAAAUGGAAGUCCCAGAGAAGUCACUCAUUUACAGGUGAUUCGUAGUUAUCAACAACGUCUUCUAGAGCAAAACAGGCCGCAUAAACAGACUGUUGAAGAAGCUAGAAAGUGUCUACAGGAGUAUCAGAAUAAAUGGAAGCAAAGAUACCCAAGUAUUCCUGUAACACUUUUAAGUUCUGCAGAAACGAAAUCAGUUAAUUUAAAGUCUGCCUCUGAACCUGUCCUAAAGAAGCAAGGAGUACAUCCAACACAACACCAGUUGUCUGAACAAGUUCAUGCACAAGAGUAUAGCCAGUCCCUACCUAUGUUUUCAGGAGCGCCGCAUGUGUUGGAAAAACCAUCUUCACAGAAACAUGAAGAGGAAGUGCAUGAUGUUUGUCCUGGUAGACAUGUGCAGUUUUUAGAAACAUCAAAAUUGAGUCAAGCAGCAGUUCAUUUGCCAUGUAGCUCUCCUCCACAGGAACAAGUGGGAAUGUUGGAAACCUCCAAUACUCAAGUCAGAGAUUCAUCUCUGUUUGAGAUACCGUCAGGGUUAGUUAUGGCUUUGCAAGAUGUCCCCACUGUCACGAUGCAACCAGAAGCCCACAUACCACAGGCUAGAUUUAUUUUGCCUGCAAAAUAUUCUGCUGAGCUUUCACAAACAGUUGGGUUUGAUAAGGAGUCAUUAUCUCAGAAGGUGUCAAAGCAUCAAACAGAGACAGAAGCUAUAGAAGAGCCUCCGGUUACGGUAUCCCUUUUACCAACAAAGAGAUCUUGGAUAGCUCAGGCAGCCUCAAGUGAUUCUUUGGAGUACCGGCAGGGAUCUGCAGAGAACAGUAUCCAAACAAGCUUUGAACAACCCCCCUCUCUUUUUCAGCCUGUGACUUUAUCUGAGGAAGAACCUAAAGCCCAGGGUGUUCCGGAGAUGUUGAUAUCAAAAAGUGGAGAUGCAUCUUUGUUAAAUUAUUCUAAUGUACUAAAUUUAAGGGAUAGAGUAUUGGCCUCGUCAGAGAGCAUCCAAGCUCAGCAAAAGUAUUUGAAAGAACUGCAGGAGCAGCUAGAUGCACAAAGAGAAGCUCUUCUUUCUAGACAAAAAAUACAAGAACAACUACUUAUAAGGAAGCAGGAUAAAUUGAAGGAACAAAUGCAGAGACAGCAAGAGGCUUUGAAAGAAAUUCUGAACAAGCAGGUAAGACAUUCCAGCACAAACAAAGAAGGGACACAGGCAGAAAAGCCUGACUGUAUUAAUAUGACUGACUUUUUGCAAGGCUCAGAAAACUGCCAUCAAGAGAACUGUGAUACGAGUGAAUUUCAUGAAAAUGAAAUGAUUUCACAAUGCAUCAGUCCAACUGGACAAACUGAGCAGCCUAAGAAGUUUGAAUAUAAAGAACAGAAGUGGAGAUCUUCCAGACCACCUCUGACAAAAGUCAGGUUAGGGCUUGAUUUAGAACAACAUGAACUUAGUGUUAUACCAGAAAUAGACACACCGAGGAGCUGCAACAUUUCUUUUGAAGCCUGGUCCCAGGAUUCUCCUGUGGCUCAAGAUUUGCCAGUUCUUGCUCCUGAAAUUGGAAGUGGAGUUAUAACACAUUCUGGACCAUCAUUCAGACUCCAUGAUAUGGAAGUACUUUCUAAAGUAGUACCCAUAAACUUAGGUUCAGAGCCUUUCAUGGAAGGAGGACCCUGUGAUUUGUCGUCAACAAUUUCCACUGGAAGCUUUUUGGCUAGUGAAAUAUUGGACGCAAGCCCGGCUGACACUGGAUUGUCUUCUGGCAGUGCAGAAGAUGGAAUUUGGAGCCACCCUUGGAAUUCCUUGCUGCCUUUUAACGUGCAGCAGAGGCAAGAGAAUCUUUCUGGAACAUCUGGAGAUUUAAAUGCUUUAUCAGAAGACAGUACUCCUUUCCAGGUUCCAGCAGCUGAAUUUGAUUUUCCUGAAACGGAAAGACAUUUUCCUAACUCCCAUCACCAGCACUUUCAGCCUUUGGAACCAAGUCUUGACUUGGAUAUCUCAUCAUCCCUUUCUCAAUACAGGAUAUCGCAAGACAGCAGAGAACUUGGCAAGACCUCAGGAUUUUCAACAAAAAGUCAAGACGUGUCUGUGUUUCAAGAAGCUGGAGACUCCAGUUUGCACAUACAAAGGAACAGUUUGCCUUCUCAUCUUGAAACAAGCAAGUCAAACAACGCUACAUCAGAACAAGAGUCUGCGAAAGAAAAUGUUACCCUGGGAUCCGAAGAAUCUUUCCGUCUGCUGCAAUUAGAAUCGACUGUGAGUGAUCAUUGUCAGAGUGCUGAUCAGCCAGUGGACCCUAACGUUAUGUUAGAGAGGUCUUCUGAACAAAAUCCUGGGAUUAAAAAUUGGGGGGCUGAGAACUGUGUUUCUUCUGUCAGAGAAUAUGAAGAACUGGCAAGAAACAUAGAAUCUGUUAAUCUCCAGUGUUCAAUGGAAGAUCUGCGAAAUGAAAGUCGAAGCUCACUGGAAGAGCAAAGAUCGUUUUAUCAACUAAAUAUCACACCAGUUACGGUAGAUGAAACUUUAUCUGAACACUUACUAAAAGAGGAUGCAAGAUUCAAAAAAGAGACUGUAUGUUAUGAAAAAUUCCCUGUUGAAGCAUUUGAUAAGGAGUAUGUGAAGCUUACUGAAAAAUCCGUUUAUGGAAAUAAAGGGAACAAAAUUAUGGAAAUGGGUUCUCAGUGGAACACAGAUAUGAAAAAGGCAGAUCAAGGCUUUGCGGAAGUACAGAAGUCUUCCAGGAAUCCCACUGAAACCAAAUUAAACAUCUCAGACAUCCAUUUACAGGCUGUUGUACAACAAAAUGAUUCUUUUCUGGAAAGAUAUAAAAAACAUUCUAAUUCAGUGCUCAGAGGCUCUUGUCAUAUUCCAGUGUGGGAGACUGAGUCGGGGCGUGGUAUUAUGGAAGAACCUGAGCUCACUCUAAUAAGCUCUAAUGAUGUCAGUAUUGCAGAAUCGGAUGUUGAACGUACUAGCCAAGAGAAAACUAAAGAAGAUAAAAUCAAUAACCCAGCAUGUGUGGAUCACUCUGAAUUCAGUUUUUUUACUGAGGAGAGAGAACGUUUACCAGUAGCUCCAGAUGCGGAUGACUCCGUUUUCAGAAGGCCCGACAGUUCUUCCAAUGCCCAGAGUCCUCAUGACAGUCAGUUUCCAUCACGUCAGACUGCAGUGAUGUUGCUAGAGUUUGUUUCUACGCCAGGAAGUUUGCAAGAAUCUUUUUUAAAAAGAAAGAAAAACUUCAUUGAAGAAUCUCAGAAAAGGGUAGAAAAAAUAAAAAAUAGAGAGAGGAAAAAUGAAAAGCCAGAAGCUGAACAGCUUCAAAGAAGGAAGACUGGGAAGUUAAGCAGGCGAAAGGAGUCUUCUCUCACUUCUGAAAAAAAGGAUGCAGCUACUGGUCAGUUGACGAAAGUAGGAGAAGUGAAAGUGUGUUCUCCAGAAGAUCGGAAGUCUACCGAAAUUGAAAUGCACCAGCGUACUUCCAGGCUUUAUAAUCAACUUGCAGAAGUGAAAAUCAGAAAGGAGGAAAAAACAAGGCAAGAAAUGUAUGCUAAAAACAGAGAAAAGGCUAAAGAGUUUCAAAAGGUAACAGUAUCUGUUAUGGUGUCUUAUGUGGUCAGUUUUGAUUUCCCUGAACUUCCAGUGAGACUAUUGCAGAGCCAUAGUUUGUUUUGGUGUGAAUACAACAACUGAAAUAGAGACAAUGGAACUAGUCCGAAGGUCUCACAGUUUGGCCUUUUUGGGAACUGAAUGACAAUUCAAUGCAGCUUUUGUAUAAAUGAUGCUAUUAGUACCUCACAGACUUUACAACCAUGGUGCUGACAGGACUUGCUAAUACAAAGUAACUUCUAGGGCUGCAGUUUUCUCUAAUGGGUGUCUGCUUUAGGCUGAACUUUUCUGGUAAAUGACGUGGGCUAAGCAAAGUCUGUUAGAAGCUCCAACUGCUAGAAAGUUGAUAGACUAGGAUCUACUUGGCAAAAGAAUGGUGAUUCAGGAUGCAUUUUCCCAAGCUUGACUGAAUUUUCAUUAUAAGGCAGUUUUCCUUUCUUGCUUAACAUUUGUUACUCUAGGUAAAUUCUUAAGCUUCUACCUAGCUGAGCAUGCCCAGACUUACGGCUGCAGGGAUCCAGUCUGGAUUUGCAUAUAGUUGCUCUAGUUAAGGGUUUCCAACAGAAAAGACUCAAUUGUUAAUGCUUUCUUUCCCCUUGCUACUCUGCUGGGCGUUGGAGACUUUGAAGGAAUGAAAUGCUGGAAGAGUCCUGACAGGCUGAGACUGCUCUGCUGAGACUAAAUCCUACCUUAUCUACCAGCAAAAACAAAAACACACAACUGUUUUUUUUCUCUCUUGAUUAUACUGUUUUACAGCUUCUGUAAUGAACAGAUGAUUAAAUAACUGCACCCUUCCCCACUCCUAUGCAGAUCUUUUGGAUGAACAACAGUCAUCCAACUCUCUUGCCCCACUGUCUAAACUUGCAGUAUUACCGGUGUUCAGGCUAUAUACAUGAGUAGUACUUGAGAACUGUGUCCCCCCUCCUAUUGUUAGCUAGCUCCAGCAGCUUGGUUUUUAGUGUUAUCCUUUCUUAAGUUGUCUACUGUAGUCUCUCUUGGUUUGUCUUAUUUGCAGAAAACACUGGAAAAGCUACGAGCCAGGAAGAAACCUCGGAAAACACCAUGACUGGCAGAAGAUCUUGAGCAACAGCAGGAAAAUUACUUCAUUGGUACAAUCCAAAACACAGAGUGAGGAAAUUUGCACUAAGCAGUGUAAUUAUGAAACACUUAGGAAAAUCAAAAUUAAACAAUCACUGUAGUAUCAACAAUGAUGUUUUAUUGAAAAAUCACUACAGAAGCUGAUGCAGUUACUUAUUUAAACAUUGUUAACCUCUCAUUAGGUAGAUAGGCACUGAAAAGCCUUUUCUGAGGUUAGUGUUUUAAAGGAAGUUCAGAUUAAUUCUUGUAAUAUGUAUGUGUAAAAUUUUUUUUCAAGUAAACUUUUUGUAAUAAAACUUAGUCCCUUCUAUA